AUAAAAGCGGGCAUAGCAUUGCUGCUGCUGCCGCCGUCACCGCCACCAUCACCACUGCUACCGCAGUGUUCCCGCUGGUGCAGAGCUUUGGUAGCCAGACUACAGACUCCCGCCAUCCUCCUGCAGCAGCUCGUCCACUCUUUCCGCACCGUCCGGCUCGCUAUGCGCUCCGCCGCGGUUCUGGCGCUUCUGCUGUGCGCCGGGCAAGUUUUUGCCCUUCCUGUGAACAGCCCCAUGACAAAAGGGGACACCAAGGUGAUGAAGUGUGUCCUGGAAGUCAUCUCCGACUCGCUGUCCAAACCCAGCCCCAUGCCUGUCAGCCCUGAGUGUCUGGAGACCCUCCAAGGAGACGAGAGGAUCCUCUCUAUCCUGCGACACCAGAAUCUGCUGAAGGAACUUCAAGACCUGGCUCUCCAAGGUGCCAGGGAGCGGGCCCAGCAGCCACCGAAGCAGCAGCAGCAGCAGCAGCAGCAGCAGCAGCAGCAGCAGCAGCAACACAGCAGCUUUGAGGAUGAGCUCUCAGAAGUGUUUGAGAACCAGAGCCCUGAAGCCAAGCACAGAGACACAGCAGCAGAAGCCCCCUCCAGGGACUCUAUGGAGAAGAGAAAGGAUUCUGACAAGGGACAACAGGAUGGCUUUGAGGCAACCACAGAGGGACCUAGGCCUCAGGCCUUUCCAGAGCCCAACCAGGAGUCCCCCAUGAUGGAAGACAGUGAGUCCCCUGGGGAGGACACAGUCACCAAUACCCAAUCACCAACCAGCCUCCCCAGCCAGGAGCAUGCGGACCCACAGGCCACGGGAGACACUGAGAGAGGCCUGAGUGCCCAACAGCAAGCCAGAAAAGCCAAGCAAGAGGAGAAAGAAGAGGAGGAGGAAGAGGAGGCUGUGGCUAGAGAGAAGGCUGGGCCUGAAGAAGUCCCCACUGCAGCAUCCAGUUCCCACUUUCACGCAGGCUACAAAGAGAUGCAGAAAGAUGAUGGUCAGUCGGAGUCUCAGGCAGUGGAUGGAGAUGGAAAGACAGAGGCUUCCGAAGCUCUGCCAUCUGAAGGGAAGGGGGAGCUGGAGCACUCUCAGCAGGAGGAAGAUGGGGAAGAGGCCAUGGCAGGGACCCCCCAAGGUCUCUUCCCCCAAGGUGGGAAGGGCCGGGAACUGGAACAUAAGCAGGAGGAAGAGGAAGAGGAGGAGGAGCGUCUGUCCAGAGAAUGGGAGGACAAGCGAUGGAGCAGGAUGGACCAGCUGGCCAAAGAGCUGACAGCAGAGAAGCGUCUGGAGGGGGAGGAUGACCCUGACCGCUCCAUGAAGCUCUCCUUCCGGACCCGUGCCUAUGGCUUCAGAGAUCCUGGGCCUCAGCUACGCAGGGGCUGGAGGCCAUCUUCCAGAGAAGACAGUGUGGAGGCCCGAGGUGACUUCGAGGAAAAGAAGGAAGAGGAGGGCAGCGCUAACCGCAGAGCAGAGGACCAGGAGCUAGAGAGCCUGUCAGCCAUCGAGGCGGAGCUGGAGAAGGUGGCCCACCAGCUUCAGGCUUUGCGGCGGGGAUGAGGCCCUGGCUGGUGGGGCCAGCCAUGGCUUCAAGGCCAGACUGCUGCUCGAGUAGGGCCGCUUCCAGCCACAGAGCCCAGGUUACCCCCUUUGCCCCUCACCUUCUCUUGUUCUCAAGCCCCUUCCCUGGACACUUCUGCAGGGCAGCCCUGAAUGUCAGCACAGAUCCCUUCUCUGAACACAGGCAGCUUUCUAGAAGUUUCUCUUCCACCUUCUUAUCCACGGGGCACAACUGCAAUAACUUCUGACCUUUGGGCAAAAGCCGAGAACUCCUGACUAUUAAGAUAUUCCAGAUAAAAUUUAUUGAAGGAAGAAUAAAGUGUUUGGGCUCUUU
This is a messenger RNA of Mus caroli (Ryukyu mouse), 1873 nucleotides long. RefSeq names its product chromogranin A (gene Chga). Gene Ontology annotation, biological process: negative regulation of catecholamine secretion; defense response to bacterium; negative regulation of insulin secretion. The record is from RefSeq and is a predicted model, not a curated record. Gene Ontology annotation, cellular component: chromaffin granule. NCBI's taxonomy places the organism in Eukaryota, Metazoa, Chordata, Mammalia, Rodentia, Muridae.